AAUUCCCGUUGUGUUAAGUGAUAACGAUUCACAUUAUGAAGAAUUAUCAGACUCGUUAUCAAAAAACUGUAAAAAAACGCCUUCGAGAUAUCAGAAGCAAGUUCUAACAGCAUCUAGUCUAACAGAAAAACACUCUGGUAUAAGAAUACUUAAAAGGAAGCAAUAGAACCUCUAUAAUAUACUGGUAUUUGUGUUAUGUCUAUGCACUUACGAGGCAGCAGAGACAUGAUGGGACAUCAAGAAGAAGAUUAUAAACACCGUUUUGGAAAACUGAGACAUGUGACGGAUAGUGAGACAGCAAGUCAAACAAGUUCCAACAACGCCCAAGAUAAAGGUUGGUGGAAAUCAAGAACUGGACUUGAACAGAAGCUAUUAAUCUUGUCAACUUUAUUAUUUAUACUGUCUUUUGGCCUAACUAUCUCGGUAAUUGUACUCAAGAACAAGACAUGUCCAGCAUGUCCUGAAAUAUCAACGACGACAGAACCGUCAACAGGUAGCACUGACCCAGUCACUGGAGACACAACCCCUGAUUCAACAGAUACAGGGCCUACAACAGUAACGGAGCCCACAACAGUAACGGACCCCACAACAGUAACGGAGCCCACAACAGUAACUGAACCCACAACAGUAACUGAACCCACAGUAGUAACGGUGCCACCACCCGGAGCGUAAAUAACAGAUAUUAAAAAAAAGUGAACUAAUAAAAAGAGUGUAUUGUGACA
Molecule: messenger RNA, 722 nt
Organism: Parasteatoda tepidariorum (common house spider)
Lineage: Eukaryota; Metazoa; Arthropoda; Arachnida; Araneae; Theridiidae
Source: RefSeq, a predicted model, not a curated record